This is a messenger RNA of Brassica napus (rape), 1614 nucleotides long. RefSeq lists its product as uncharacterized. The record is from RefSeq and is a predicted model, not a curated record. Gene Ontology annotation, molecular function: DNA binding. The transcript has 9 exons. Gene Ontology annotation, cellular component: nucleus. Gene Ontology annotation, biological process: DNA replication; DNA recombination; DNA repair. The coding region runs from base 1 to 1614 and encodes 537 amino acids. Lineage: Eukaryota; Viridiplantae; Streptophyta; Magnoliopsida; Brassicales; Brassicaceae.
AUGGAACUCAGCGGCAAAUCCCCAGCUUCCAGCGACCACAACACCAGCAAGAAGACUCUCGCCUCCUCUGCGACUGCGAAAUCAACCGGGAAGUCCACUGCUUCCUCUGCGAUUGUGGUGAAACCUAACGGAAAGGCUGUUGCUUCAUCUGCCAAUCCGAUGGAACCAAACGCUGCUACCGAUCUCUCCUCUCUGCCUAGCGAGCAAGUGAUGUUCUUCAGAGAGGUUUCUCUCGGCCCACGCGAAGCCGAGUUGAUGUUCCGUAUCAUUCAUUUCUGGGAUGCGCGCAAUCCAAACACGAAGACUCUCAUUGGACGAGAGAUGCUCCUAAUCGACGAAGAGGGAACUGUUAUUCAAGGUUUUAUUCCAGCGAGUCGAGUUGAGAGAUAUGAGCUGAUAGCAGGUUCUGUCUAUAAGCUGAUCAAUUUUUUUGGAUCCAGAAGCAAAGAUCAGUUUCGCGUUGCUGAUCAUAGUGCCACCGUCUCAUUCAGCUGGAAUUCCUCUUUGUCUGUUCUUGAGAAUCCUCCGGUUCAAAUACCAGAAGAUAGGUUCAGGUUCCACACCUAUGAGGAGUUUAAGGCCAAUUGUGACUCCAGAGCUGAUCUCUAUGAUUAUGUUGGUCAUAUGAAGCUGGUGAAUGGGCAGACUUUGACUGACCAUAUUGUUCUCGACGAAGCUGACAUAGCAGAGAAGCGGCAUCUUGGACCAGUGAUGAAGAUGUAUCUAUGGGACAAGGCUGCUUCCGAUUUUUGCCAGAAAUUCAAAUCAUAUGGAGGCAUUCCAAGCGUUCUUUUGGUCACUACAGUGAACCCUAAACAUAUUGGAGGGACCCUUGCUCUCACUUCGAUGUCAUCAUCCCGAGUGUUUAUGGAUGCCGAUGUUCAGCCAAGCAAGGAUUAUCUCGAAUGGUUGGUCUCAAACUCAGAAAUUGCUAAUAGAGUUUCAGCUGAGGUUGUCACUAAACCUGAGCCAGUGACUCUUGAGGAACUAUUCUCUUACAUCAAGAAUGAAACUUCUAAGGUUGCUUGGUUCGAAUGCACUGCAACUAUAGAUGAUGUUAUCCAAGGUUCUGCUUGGUACUACAUUUCCUGUGGUGGCUGCAAUAGUAAGGCAGUGAAAGGGCCUACUUCUCUGGUUUGCAACAAUAAGAAGUGUGAUAAAAGAGAAGUCACAGGCGUACCUCAGUACCUGACAAAGAUUUCUGUUUAUGAUAAGAGUGAGCAAGCAGUUUUUGUCAUCCUUGGUGAUGCUGGAAAGGAGUUAACUGGCAAGCAUGCAGCAGAAUUAGUUGCAAAUUACUUUGAGUCUAAUGCUGGAGUUGGGGUUGACCAUUGCGUGCCUGUUCCGGAUGCUUUGCUUGAGACAAUCGGGCAGACACGCAAGUUCAUCGUGAAGGUCUCGGAUCAUAACUUGACAGGCAAGACUCAGACCAUAACUGUCACAAAGAUUAUCCCAGCAGGUGCUCCUCUUCCAUCAGUGUCUGAUGGUAUCUCAAAGACUGCUGGUGAUGACUCUGGACCUUCCGGAGGGGUUGGAGGUGAUGCAAGUGAUAGGGCUAGAAAAGCAGCUGAGUAUCUUGAGUCGGAUGAGGCGAAGCGUUCGAAGAGUGGCUAA